GUUGGCGGGGCUGGGGUUCCGCGGCUCCGGGGGCGCCGCUGGGGUCGCUGCGUCAUGGAGACCCGCUUCCGCCGCUGCGUCUGCCCCGGCCGCUUCAUCAACAUCCAGCGGAGCAACGGCUUGAUCCACAAGGCGAUGGUGAAGACGAUGAACGCGGACCGAGCCUGCGUGGCCGUGGAGUGGCUGGAGGACGGCGUUAUGAAGGGCAAGGAGGUUGAUUUUGAUGAUGUGCUAACAAUAAAUCCUGAGUUAUCAGAAGAACUACCCUCUGCAGAUGUGAAAGAGAACUUCCCUUUCCAAGAGAAUGUAACUGUACAGAAACAGAAUCGUAGAACAACCCUUUCAAAAAUUCCUGCUCCACGGGAAGCUGUUCGUGGCCGUUCCAGAAUGUCUGUUAUCGCAGAACCUCCGUGCAGCCUCAAGGAGGAAAAUGAGAUGGGGAUGGAUCCCUGCACUUCUACACAAACAAGAAACAAUUUUUCACUUCCUGCUGGCCGAACCAGAACUAGCAGGCUUAGCUGUGCCCCAGAAGCCUCACUCACAAAUGUAAAUGGAAAUACAGAGAAACAUCUGCCUGUCUCUAGAACAAGCUCUUCAGUGAGCCCAGUUCGGAGAAAAUCUAACAUUGUCAAAGAGAUGGAGAAAAUGAAAAACAGAAGAGAAGAAAAGAGAGCUCAAAUUAGUGAAAUCAGAACAAAACGUGCACAGGAAUAUGAUGGCAGCCCAAACUGGGAGUUUGCACAAAUGCUAAAAGAAUACAGAGCAAGUUUAUACUACCACCCAUUAUCUAUGACUGAUCCUAUAGAACAAUUUAAGAUUUGUGUCUGUGUGAGGAAGCGCCCUCUCAAUAAACAAGAACUUGUAAAAAAGGAAUGUGAUGUGAUCACUGUUCAGAGCAAGAAUGUCCUACUGGUGCACGAGCCAAAGCAGAAAGUGGACCUAACAAAAUACCUUGACACCCAAGUAUUUAGAUUUGACUUCUCAUUUGAUGAAUCCUGUUCUAAUGAAAUGGUAUACAGGUUCACUGCCAGACCUCUUGUAGAGACCAUCUUUGAGGGUGGGAUGGCAACAUGCUUUGCAUAUGGCCAGACAGGCAGUGGCAAGACACAUACUAUGGGUGGAGACUUCUCUGGAAGAACACAGAAUGCCUCAAAGGGCAUAUAUGCUUAUGCAUCACAAGAUGUCUUCCUGCUCCUUAACCAGCCCAGGUACAGGAAUCAGGACCUGGGAGUCCAUGUGACUUUCUUUGAAAUAUACAAUGGAAAGGUGUUUGACCUCUUGAACAAGAAAGCAAAGCUUCGAGUCCUGGAGGAUGGCAAGCAGCAGGUCCAGGUUGUUGGUCUUCAGGAGAAAACAGUCAGCUGUGCUGAAGAUGUCAUCAGAAUGAUCGAGAUAGGCAGUGCCUGCAGGACAUCUGGGCAGACGUUUGCAAAUGCCAGCUCUUCACGCUCACACGCCUGCUUCCAAAUCAUACUACGCCAGAAAGAAAAACUGCUUGGCAAAUUUUCCUUGGUGGAUCUGGCAGGAAAUGAGAGGGGUGCUGACACAUCCAAUGCUGAUCGGCAGACACGAAUGGAAGGUGCAGAAAUCAACAAGAGCUUGUUGGCUUUGAAGGAAUGCAUCCGAGCUUUAGGGCAGAACAAAUCUCACACCCCUUUCCGGGAGAGCAAGCUGACCCAGGUGCUAAGAGACUCUUUCAUAGGAACAAAAUCAAGGACCUGUAUGAUAGCAAUGAUUUCUCCAGGCAUAAGUUCGUGCGAGUACACCUUAAACACACUGAGAUAUGCUGACAGAGUGAAAGAGCUCAGCCCUCAUAAUGGAGGUGGUGAAACACAGAAUCAGAUGGAGACUGAGAAUGAGGAAACAGAGACCAGUGAAGAAGACUCAAGUGUUCAACACAACCUCUCCAGGGAUGAGGAGGACGAUUUCUCUCCUGACACAUUUGAAUUCCGUGAGGCUGUAACUCAAAUUAGUGGAUGGGAGGAGAAGGCUGUAGCACAGCUUAGAGAACUGAGACAGAGAAUGAUUACUGAACUUGACUACCUUUUGGGAAUCACAGAGCAACCAGCCUAUCAUCUUGAGACCUUCCUGAUCAGGGCUAACUAUUUCGUGGAGGAGAGCUCAAGAAAGUUCUUGAAUAUCAGAGAAACACUGGAUGCCCUGGGGGCUGCCAUGCAGCUGGAGGAGCAAACCAGCAAGCAGACAAGGCGGCAGAGGCCUUAGUUAAACUACAGCAAAACCUGGUUCAUAAGUCUCCUGUGUCUUGCAUGUUUCUUGGUGGUUCAUGUUACUCCUGUUUUAAAUGUGGUAAAGUGUCUGUGGGUCACAUGUGUCUGAGGGCAGUGAACAGAGCAGCCUGCCUCUUCCUGGCCUGGUAUCAGGGCCCUCAGAGUGCUAGGAACAUCUGCUGCAAGGCCUGGGGAGGGCGGCCUAAGAGUCUGAGAGGUCUGUCAUCUCAUCCUUGGCUAGUGACAACAGUUGUGUCUAACAGAACUAGAUCCACCUCUAUAGUUUUCUAGUGUACAUAUAACUUCUACAGAUGGGCUUGAGACACUGCAAAACUGUUGUAAUUCUGGCUUUUCUAGACAGAAAAUGGACUAUAUACAAUUGUAAAACAUGAGUAUUUUAAGAAGUUUGCUUGAUAAAUAAAUGUUUAUCUUCUAAAA
Apus apus (common swift) is the source of this 2666-nucleotide messenger RNA. RefSeq names its product kinesin family member 2C (gene KIF2C). Gene Ontology annotation, biological process: microtubule-based movement. The record is from RefSeq and is a predicted model, not a curated record. The transcript is spliced from 21 exons. Bases 55 to 2223 code for a protein of 722 amino acids. Lineage: Eukaryota; Metazoa; Chordata; Aves; Apodiformes; Apodidae. Gene Ontology annotation, molecular function: ATP binding; microtubule motor activity; microtubule binding.